AUGGAGUUUUUAAAAAUUGUCGAUAAAUUUUCUGGUACGUUGUCAUUAGCCGAUGUUCGAUCGUUAAGCGAUGAUUUUUUAAUUGAUCGUCUCCAUUAUUGUUAUACAUCAUCGUUACUUGGUGUAUUUGCAUUUAUAUCUGCUGUAAAAACAUCAUAUACGGUACCAAUUGUCUGUUGGAUUCCAGCACAGUUGCGACGAUAUGAAAAAGCAAUUAUGGCCUAUUGCUAUGCAAAUAAUACUUAUUAUGUUCCAGAUGGACACAAUGUUCCGAUGACAGCUGAUGAACGUUACCAAGCACUAAUAUUCUAUUAUCAAUGGCUAGUACGUAUAUUCUGA
This is a messenger RNA of Didymodactylos carnosus, 339 nucleotides long. NCBI's taxonomy places the organism in Eukaryota, Metazoa, Rotifera, Eurotatoria, Philodinida, Philodinidae. The record is from the annotation of a GenBank genome assembly.